AUUAUCAGGCCCGGGUCACUUGAGUCGAGGUGCUGCAGCUGUUGUUGCAUAGCUUACACACGACAAGAAUCACAAGAUAGAUCCUUAUCAUCUUCCAGCGCCAAGAUCCUCUGUCUUCUUUCCCGCAUCGAUCUCUGGAUGCUGUGAAUCAACUCCAACCGAACCGACUUCUGAUCAUACACCAGCAGCAUCACCGUAGCUGCAACCAUGUCGUUCCCGAAUCUUUACUAUAAGCGAAUCACAGCGACCGCAAAAGCAUGCUAUAUCUGUUAUAAGCCAACAACUGUCGUGCUUGCCACGAUUGAUACCUCCGAUUUCCUGUAUACAUGCACGGUUCACCUGUCAGACCACGGAUUCGCUACCCGCGUGCUCGAGCCUGAGAGCGAGAACAAGAUAGGAAUCAGUGUUGAGGAAAUCGCAAAGCUCAGGGAGGAGUGGGAGGAGAAGCAGAGACGCAAGAAAGAGAAAGAGAAAGCGGAUAAGGACAAAACAACUGAUGGUGAAAAGAAAGAGGAUGACGGCAAGUCAGAGAAGUCAUCAAAGAUGCCGGGAUCAUUGCCGACGUCGGGCUCUCUAACACCAAGGCCCACCCACGAGAAGUAUAUAUUACAUCGCGAUAUAUUUGCCCUGAGAGUCUCGGAGCACCGACGAAGGAGGCAAACCUCACAGGCGAAGGAUCUAGCCCCUCGUCUUCCAGGAGCCCCCAGUAGCAGUCUGUCGUAAUAUGUGUUGUCUAAUCUACUGUAGAUUGUCGUACCAUAGAAUUUUGGUAUAUGUAUGUUUGGGUUUAGGGUAUACGUGCUCAAUUGAUGAAAGGAUUGCAUUGGCAAAUAAUAGCUCUUAUCCCGAAACUUCCAAAACCCCCGAUUGCAAGACCCACGAUAAGACAGAAACCAGCCACGGUGCUCGCAAUGGGGACGUCUUCGCGACGUUGUCGCAAUCGUGGAUUGUGCUCUAGAGAGGAUGCACCCAGCAUGCAGAGCGUAGAGACGUAUCCGCUUGAGAGGCCUAGAGCGCCGACAAGGAGCAUAUA
Messenger RNA from Suillus subalutaceus, 1033 nucleotides. Its product is annotated as DUF1742-domain-containing protein. NCBI's taxonomy places the organism in Eukaryota, Fungi, Basidiomycota, Agaricomycetes, Boletales, Suillaceae. The transcript has 2 exons. The record is from RefSeq and is a predicted model, not a curated record. Bases 208 to 723 code for a protein of 171 amino acids. Gene Ontology annotation, cellular component: endosome. Gene Ontology annotation, biological process: vacuolar transport.